UUGGGAUUGUUCGCCUCUGCGGAUACGGCAUAUGUGUUGGCCUAUUCUAUCAUUAUGCUAACAACCGAUUUGCAUAGUCCUCAAGUUCGAAAUAAGAUGACAAAAGAGCAAUACAUAGCAAUGAAUCGUGGUAUCAACGACCAAAGUGAUCUACCGCAACAGUAUUUGUCGGAUAUUUACGACGAAAUUGCUGGCAAUGAAAUUAAGAUGAAGGCUGGCCAUAACAAACUACCAAAACACAAUGCAUCGGCAACAACUGAACGUCAACGAAAGUUGCUGCAAAACGUUGAGUUGGCGCAGAUGGCGAACACCGCCCGAGCGCUCAUGGAAGCUGCUUCACACUACGAAGCUGCCUUCACAUCUGCGUCGCAUUACGAACAUGUUCGACCAAUGUUCAAGGUUUACAAUCAGUCUCUUUGA
Molecule: messenger RNA, 420 nt
Organism: Anisakis simplex (herring worm)
Lineage: Eukaryota; Metazoa; Nematoda; Chromadorea; Rhabditida; Anisakidae
Source: the annotation of a GenBank genome assembly